GUUCCUCCUGGAGAUAGAUGAGAAAGAAGAUAAAAAGGAAGAAAGGAGAAAAUAGUGAGUUGAUGAUGGUUGAAUGAAAAGUGGUAACAAAAAGAGAGAGAAAAGUUGAAGCUCCAAAUAAGGUUACAAUUGAAUAGUUUUUCCUCGUCCGAUUGAAACUGGAUUUUAUUUUUCCUUAAAUAACCACAGUUGAUCGUUUAAACAGUCCAUAAUUUAGCUUUUGUUUUCAUCAACCAAGCCGAUCAAUUGUCAAGUUUAUUUUUACAUUUUUUUUCAAUUCUAUUUCAAUAUUGUCCUUUUUUGUUUCUUUUGUCAUCAUCGUCAUCAUACUCAUCGCUAUUAUAAAUUAUCAGCAGAUAACUUUUGUGUUUUAAUAACCACCACAAUUGAUCAUUAUUUUGACAAACAAAACAUCAUUCAGUCAGAAGGAACAACUUGGCCUUUUAAAACAUCGAAACUUCCAAUUUGGUGAUUUGUUUGAAUCAAUAUUGCACGGUUAAUUGGCUUUCCAUUGAACCUCAUUCUCCAUGUACACAUAUAUUGGAACCAUGCACAAUCAACGUUUAAAUUGGCCUGAACCUCCAAAAAAUGUUCUCAUUAUCCAGAAAAUUCACGAUUCAAGUGUUUUACCAUGCUUUAUUCAACUGACACAAUGGCUUCUAAUGGAGAAGCAAAUGGUUGUUCUUGUUGAAAAGAAUGUACUUAAAGAUAUUCGAAACCGAGCUGAACCUUUAUUCAAACAGCUUCGUGACAAACUGUUGGUUUUUGAAGUUGAUCGUAAUAACCGAGACUUUGGUAAAGAAGUUGAUCUGGUCAUCUGUUUGGGUGGUGAUGGAACCCUUUUGUACGCAUCAUCUCUAUUCCAGAGCAAGGUUCCACCGGUCAUGGCAUUUCAUUUUGGAUCACUUGGAUUUCUAGCUCCGUUCGAGUUUGAAUCGUUUAAGCAACAAGUUACCAAAGUUAUUGAAGGCAAAGCUGGAGUUACCCUGAGAAGUAGACUGUCAUGCAGUGUUCAUAAACAGGAAACCAAUACACUUGUUGACCAAUCCAAUCAAUUUGUUGUCCUAAAUGAAGUUGUCCUGGACAGAGGCUUAUCGCCAUUCCUAUGUAAUCUUGAUCUUUACAUUGAAGGUAAAUACAUAACAACAGUACAAGGCGAUGGGUUGAUUGUUUCAACACCAACUGGAAGCACUGCUUAUGCUGUAGGAGCCGGUGCCUCCAUGGUGCAUCCAAGUGUCCCAGCAAUCAUGGUAACCCCAAUUUGUCCACAUUCAUUAUCAUUCAGACCCAUAGUCGUUCCAGCAGGGAUACAGCUCAAGAUCCUGGUUUCCAAAGAUUCUCGAGGCUCUGCUUGGGUUUCCUUCGAUGGACGACAACGUCAAGAAUUGAACAUAGGCGACGAGUUAAAUGUCACUACAUCCGUCCAUCCCAUUCCAUCAAUUUGUUUCAAAGAUCCAAUGACUGACUGGUUCUCAAGUCUAGGUGAAUGUUUACAUUGGAACGAAAGGAAAAAGCAACAGGCAAUCGUCUUGUAUGACAAUUUGGAUUUUGACGACAACGAUGAUCACAGUUCCCCUAUUCACCAGAAUGGUGUCGAGAAGCGGUGACAGGAAUAUUUUCAAUGUUCAUCGUAGAAGCUGGAACAGUACAUUUUUCUCGCAAGAUGAAAGCACAAAUGGAAUAGCAAUACAUUCAAGUUACAGGAGCAUUUAAGAAUCAAAAUGAUUGAUUAGAAAAAUAAUCACAUGUUAUUGAGUUCUACAUGUCUUUGUUAGACUCUGUCUAUUGUUUAGACGUUUCUAAAGAUACACUUAUUUUUGCCUACAAAAGUUAAUUUUGUCAUUUGAAUUUGUAAUAAUGUUGCUCUUAUAUUAUAUCAUGUAAUUGUCAACUAUAAAUGUGAUGAAGAACAGUCCAUUCGCUCAACAAAUCGAUACUGGGCUUUCUGUUGCAUUUGUAACACUUGCUAAAGGUAAAAUUAAAAAUAAUAACUGAUAAUCUAGGUUAUGAGAAAUAUCUGAUCAAUAA
This is a messenger RNA of Tetranychus urticae (two-spotted spider mite), 2028 nucleotides long. RefSeq names its product NAD kinase. Gene Ontology annotation, biological process: NAD+ metabolic process; NADP+ biosynthetic process. Gene Ontology annotation, molecular function: NAD+ kinase activity. The record is from RefSeq and is a predicted model, not a curated record. NCBI's taxonomy places the organism in Eukaryota, Metazoa, Arthropoda, Arachnida, Trombidiformes, Tetranychidae.